UAUAUAAUAUAACAUCUUAAUCUUAAUCAAAAACAUCUUCAAGCUCAAGGCAACACCUGUUAUAGGAAUAAAUCCAGUGCCCUCAAUUCCGUAACUUUAAAUUCCCAUUGACGUAUACUGUAAAUCCUUGAAGUAUAGCCAAAUACUCUAUAUAAUUAUAUUACAAAGAGUUAAAGAGUGACUGUGUUUAAUCGACAAACAUUCAUAAGCUCAAACUUCAACAAAGCAACACUUGCUCAUAAUAGGAAAAAAAUACAACUAACUGCUGCAAAUAUUUUAAUUGUUUUGCAGGGAAACACAACACAGAUAAUGCCGAAAAAAACUUCAAAACACCGUUUAGCAUCAAAGACUGCGGAUUCCAGUUCAGGUGUUACAGGAGCUAGGCUCGCGGCGGCCGCCGAAGCAGUAAAAAUGAGAAUAGCCGGAGAGAGCAGUUACCAAACGGCUAUUCAAAGCCCACAAACGAUUGAUAGUGACAGGGAGGCAACUAUGUCAAUUGGAGAGGUCAGUGGUCAAACGGCUAGUCAGAGCCUGCAAAGGAUGGAUAGUGGCAGGGAGAAAACUUCAAAGGUCAUGAGUAUAUCUCUAGUAGAGGAUCCCUUUGGAGAUGCGGGAGAUGGCUCAGUUUUUAAAAUGCGGCAUAAUAGAGUCCAAAUGGAGGCUGAACAGAGAACUGGCAAUUCUAGGAGCAAGCAUAAGCCUGUUUGGUAUUUAUUUCAAUGAAAAUUACAACAACUGCAUCAAAUGGGGUGCGAGGUUCGUCAUAGUCAGUGUCAUUAGGAACAUUUGUGGCGCUUUCAUGAAUGGAAUUGCAGGAACAAUUGUUAGUGGUGUAAACUUAGAUAGAUGUAUGUACUCACCAGUUGCACGCGAUGUGACGUGCGAUGUAGUAGGCCGAAUCUGUGCAACCUAUGUACAAGCUAACACAUGCUACUGUUGCUAUCGCCUGCAAGAUUAUCAGUUUGACUGUCAAUUUGUCAAUUAUGGUCUACAUGUUGUUAAUCACAUACAUGGCGUGGGUUCGUGUGAUGAUGUUGUCAAGUAUAUCUGGUUGUUAUGGACAUCUUUUGGAUUUUGUUUCCUGAAUGUUAUACUUGGUGUAUUUACUCAAAAUCGACUCAGGCUGUUUUAUAAAACUGUUCGGAGUCAACAUGACAUGACAAUUGUACUGCCAAAAAAUUCGAAUAUUUAUGUAUCGCCACCUCUGCAAAAUUCAAUGUUUUUACAACAAGCAACAGAUCCUAGCCAAGGGCAACAAGAGCUCAAUCUUGAUACACAAAAGGCCUCUCCAGCAACCUCAGAAGCCAACCCCUCUAGAGUAGUGCACGAAAGCACCGCCACUACAGUAUAGUUAUAAGAUCAUCGAUUUUUUUUCUUUCUGCUUCCAACACAGCCUCUAGAACUGUUGAGCAUCGACCUUUUUCGUUUUUCAUCAUUAUCAUCAUCGUCAUCAUCAUCAUCGUCAUCAUCAUCAUCAUCAUCAUCAUCAUCAUCAUCCUAUAAUGUGCACGUCGCAUGCCACUUAUGUCGUUGCGGUAUACUUUUUACUACCUAUCUCACAUUAUUACCAUUACCCUUAUAUUUGUUUUUUAUUAACAUUGCCCAAAACUAAUUUCCCGUGUUUCACACAGCAAAAUAUGCCGUUUAGCCAUACAUUUAAAAUGGCAUUUUAAAAAUGUCAUUACAAUUUUUACAGUUAAAAUUCAACAACGUGUUGCACUGUGCACUAUUUAGAAGUUUUAAAAGUAUCCCCGCUACUCCAAAGUGUGUUAAGUUGUUGCAUGUACUAUAUAAUAAUCUUUAUUUGAACUUCACUUUUAAAACAGUGGCACACGAUGACGGUGCGUUCACAAGAGUAUAACAUACAACAUAUAAUUAAAAAUAUAAUAAUAAACGUCGAACAAAUAAAUUCAAAUACUGUACAGAAUUAAAACACAGCGUAAAAAACGACUAAAGAUAACUUUAAAAUGUUUACCAUAUUACAAUAGAAUAGGCUGAAAAAGAUUAAAAAUGUACUUAAUAAAGGUAUUUCCAUAGAUAUAAAACGGCAUGUUUAAAAUUUUUAAAGAAUUGAAAUUCAUCUGCUGACAAAUUUAAAAAGUUUAACAUUUCAGUCCAACAAUGUUUAAAAAAAUUUUUUUUUUUUAAAUAACUACCGGUACUUAACACAGAGGUAAAAGUCGUUGUUUACACAAUAUACAUAUAUAUAUACACAUAUACAUACAUACAUAUACCUACAACUAUAUACAUACAUAUAUAUAUAUAUA
Messenger RNA from Anneissia japonica, 2267 nucleotides. RefSeq lists its product as uncharacterized. The transcript is spliced from 7 exons. Lineage: Eukaryota; Metazoa; Echinodermata; Crinoidea; Comatulida; Comatulidae. The coding region runs from base 608 to 1351 and encodes 247 amino acids. The record is from RefSeq and is a predicted model, not a curated record.